AUGACAUCAAAGAAGCUGCGGCCGUACUUCUUGGCACAUUUAAUUGUGGUCUACACAGACCAACCUCUAAAGAAGCCAUUUACAACUUUAGAGGCCUGUGGCCGUAUGCUCAAGUGGGCCUUGGAAAUGAGAGGCUUUGACAUUAUGUUUGAGCCAAGAAAAGCAAUCAAGGGACAAGCCUUUGCUGAUUUCUUAGCUGAGAUGACUCGGCCUGAUCUUCAGUCGGCCGGAGAUCAGAUCUGGAAGGUGUUUGUUGAUGGUAGUGCAACGACAACUAGAUGUGGUGCUGGAUUCAUUUGUCAAUUUCCCGAGGGGGAUAAGUUUGAAUAUGCUUUGAGAUUUCAGUUCAAAGCUUCUAAUAACGAGGCUGAGUAUGAAGCUCUCCUGGCUGGCCUUAGAAUGUGUAAGGCGGCAGGAGCAACAAAAGUGGAUGUAAGCUCGGACUCCCAACUUAUAGUCGGCCAGGUAAAUGGAGAUUUUGAGGCAAGGGAGUCAGCUAUGAUGAAAUAUUUGAAGAUUGUCAAAGAGGAGGCCAAGGGCCUAGAUCAUUUUACUCUACAACAAGUUCCUUGUUCGUCCAAUCAUCAGGCGGACACCCUCUCUAAGUUAGCAUCCUCAGCAUCAUGUGAUACUCCUAAAUCAGUAUUUUGGGAGGUAAAAGAAAGGAGUAUUGAUGCCAAGCCAGUACAAAUCAUGGAUAGAAGCUCCACUUGGAUGGACGGGAUCAUUUCUUAUUUUAGGGAUGGAUUACUUCCGUCCGAUCCUAAAGAGAGCUGGCUUAUGAAGAAGAAGGUGCUCUGGUUCCAAAUGAAGCAGGGGGAGUUGUUUAAAAAGGCAUUUGUGAAGCCGUACCUGAAAUAUAUUACUCUAGAGAUGGGGAAUGACGUCUUGGACGACCUCCACCAGGGGCAGUGCGACUCCCAUAUUGGAGGGCGAGUCUUGGCUGAAAAGGCUGCCCUCUGGGGUACUAGGCCGAGCUUAAAGACGGACGCCAUGAAAAUGGUGAAAAAAUGUGACAAGUGCCAAAGAUUUGCAACCUUGAUUCAUCGCCCUGCUAGCAGUCUGUCGGCCAUAAGUAGUCCGCUCCCCUUUGCCAAAAGGGGGGUGGAUAUCUUAGGACCGUACACGCCAGCAUCCGGUCAAAGGCGUGUUGUGUUUGUAGCAGUAGACUACUUCACAAAAUGGGUAGAGGCUGAGGCUGUUCGGGGCAUCAAGUGGAAGAAUGUUUCAGCCUUCAUAUGGAAGAGUAUCAUUACACGUUUUGGCGUUCCUCAGUCUAUGGUGUUUGAUAAUGGACGUCAGUUUGAAACGCCUCAACUCAAGGAAUGA
Messenger RNA from Chenopodium quinoa (quinoa), 1329 nucleotides. RefSeq lists its product as uncharacterized. Lineage: Eukaryota; Viridiplantae; Streptophyta; Magnoliopsida; Caryophyllales; Amaranthaceae. The record is from RefSeq and is a predicted model, not a curated record. Gene Ontology annotation, biological process: DNA integration. The coding region runs from base 1 to 1329 and encodes 442 amino acids. Gene Ontology annotation, molecular function: RNA-DNA hybrid ribonuclease activity; nucleic acid binding. The transcript has a single exon.